Halteromyces radiatus is the source of this 1428-nucleotide messenger RNA. RefSeq names its product cytochrome P450. The record is from RefSeq and is a predicted model, not a curated record. NCBI's taxonomy places the organism in Eukaryota, Fungi, Mucoromycota, Mucoromycetes, Mucorales, Cunninghamellaceae. Gene Ontology annotation, molecular function: monooxygenase activity; oxidoreductase activity, acting on paired donors, with incorporation or reduction of molecular oxygen; iron ion binding. Bases 1 to 1428 code for a protein of 475 amino acids. The transcript has 2 exons.
AUGUAUUCCUCCAAAUCAUCAUCAUCAUCAUCAUCUGUUCCGGUAGUGCCUCAUGCAUUGCCACUGGUAGGUCAUGCAUUUGCUCUUUCUAAAAAUCCUCGAAACUUUAUUCUAAAAGCAAAACAACAAUGUGGUCCCAUCUUUCGGAUUCAACUGCCCAUGUUGUCUGGUUACGUUGUCACUGGUGACUAUGUGAACGAAAUCUUACGCGCUUCAAGACAUCAGUUUAGUUUUCAAGAAGGUAUCGAUACCAUUAUUCCCUUGGGUCGUGUUACUCGAUUGUCGUAUGAUCAUAAAUAUAAAGGUGAGCCAUACAGUCUUCGUGAUCGAAAUCCAGUGUCUUAUCCUAUCAAAUACCACCUUGGUGCCAACAAUCUUCAUCACUUUUCGACUAGAAUCCAAGAAGCAUCCCAUGAAGCCUUUGAACAAGAAUUAGUCCUUGGUCCUGGAGAAACAAGACUUAUCACAGUGUGGCCCAUGAUGACACGAAUCAUUGCAAGAAUCUCAUGUUUUUGUUUUGCAGGACGACAAGUAGCACAUAUACCAAAGUUUGUGGAUAGCAUGGCACAAUUUACGCAAAAGAUCAUUAUUGCUGGUACGUUUCUUAGUUUGUUACCGACAUGGCUAGGGAAUUAUGUGGUACGACGGUUUUUAUCCUUGGAAAAAGAAAUCGAUCUGUUUAUGACGCACUUGACCCCUCAGUUGGAGCAUCUGGAAGAUAAUGGAUACGAUGAUGAAAAGGACAUGACAUACGGGGCUUGGUUAUUGACACUUCCACGAAGGGAUGGUUCCAUCCGACCUGCUCAAGAAAUCGCCUAUCGGUUUAAGGAUGUGGUGCUUGCCAGUGUCCAUACGACUUCUCAUUUUUUGACAUUUGCUCUUCAUGAAUUGGCCUGUCGUCCUACCUUGGUUGAACAUCUACGUCAGGAAAUCAAAACGCUGCCUGCUGAUCAACAACUCAAUCCGUCGGUGAUCAACGAUCUGCCUCUUCUCGAUUCCUUUUUCCGUGAAGUGUUACGCUACAAUGUCGACUACUUGGGAUUACAUCACAAGGCUUUGCAAGACGUCCUCUUAUCCAACGGUGCGGUAAUUCCAAAGGGUGCAUUGGUGUUUUGUGCUAUGGAUGACGCAAAUACAUUCCCUAACAACAGCAAUGAUCCUUCUUUAACAUCAUUUGAUGCUUAUCGAUAUUUGGACUCUGAUCAACCUAGUACAACUACGACGAUGCCUGGUUUUGUCACCUUUGGUUUUGGUCCUCAUGCUUGUCCUGGUCGUUUCUUUGCUGUCAUGGAAGUCAAGUACUCUAUUGCCAAAUUCGUUUCUCGCUACAAUAUGACCACUCUCUCUGGACAACGUGGAAAGGAUGUUGUGAUUAUGGGUAUGACUCGAAAUCCUCCAAAGGACCCUAUUCUUUUUGAAGGUAUUUAA